AUGCUUCAACCCUGCCUGCGUCGCAUGAGCAAGUGUAGUUCGCAUCCUUUUGUGGAUGCAGUGAAGGUACUGAUUUCCAGUGGCGCCGGAGGUGACGGUGCCAGUGUCAUGUCGCAUGAACACGGGAACGAGUUCGCCGGCCCCGGGGGUGGGAAUGGCGGGAGGGGUGGGAAUGUAAUGCUAAAGGGCAGUAAAAAAGUAAAUGAUCUCUCGCACAUCAAGGCUAUGGGAACCCAAAUCAGUGCUGCACCCGGCAGCGUUGGUUUCGCUCGAACGGCACAUGGUAAAAAGGGCAAGGAUCUUCUCCUUGAGCUACCCGUUGGUACGACCGUUGUUGAUGUCGACACCAACGAGGUUGUGUAUGAUGUGGACGAGGAUGGCGUAGAACUGCUACUUCUUCAAGGUGGUCAGGGUGGGAAGGGGAACGCGGCUUUUGCCAACAAGUGGCACCACUCUCCCACUGAGUCGACUCGCGGCCUCCCCGGAAACACUAUGCUCGCACAACUUGAACUUAAAUCGCUCGCGGAUGUGGGUCUCGUCGGGUACCCAAAUGCAGGAAAAUCGUCUAUUCUUUCAGCCAUAAGUAGCAGCAAACCUACGAUUGCACCGUAUGCAUUCACUACGAAGAGGCCAUACGUUGGUUUUAUUUAUGACCUUUACGGUAAUACAUGUAGGGUGGCGGACUUACCUGGACUCAUUGAAGGUGCCUUUGAAAACCGUGGGCUUGGGCAUAGGUUUCUGCGUCACGCUGAGCGGACACAAUCAUUAGCGUACGUUAUAGAUAUGGCUGAGUCGUACAAUCCUUCGUCCUCCACAAAACCUCUAGAACCGUGGGAGGCUGUGGAGACUCUGCGCAGGGAAUUAGAGUAUUACCUACCGGGGUUAAGUAGCAGAGCGAUGAUGAUUUUCGCUAACAAGAUGGAUAUGUAUAAGGACACCAAGGGAAACUUUUUAAAGGAGAAGGCUGAGGAACUGCAGAGAAGAGUCCAGCUUCCCGUUUUCCCCGUGUCCGCAGCAUUGGGUAUUGCACUGGGCGCUGAACAUCCACAGGCUGGAUUCAAGUGUGCGGUAGAACUCAUGUGCAAGGUAGUGUUCCAGAAGAAACAACGCUGUAAAGAUAUGCGUGAAGCUCAACGGAGAUUGGAGACUUUCACAUUGGACAAAACUUUUUGUGACAAGAACAUUGGUGUUUUCAUUCCCUCCGGGGAUACUGAACAGAGGAAAGGUGACACUUCCCUAGUGGAUCAACAAUUCGAACCCUGUGGAUUCAGUGGGUUGGGCGAGGAAUUCAGCGCCUAUCAGCAGGCAACUGCAGCCCGCGGGAGGCUGCACGAUUUUCGGGAUUUGACAAUGAAAGGGAGGUAUUGGUCACUAACACGGCGAAAUGGAGAGCGUGUCACCAGUGAGAAGUGGCAGUGA
Messenger RNA from Trypanosoma brucei brucei TREU927, 1419 nucleotides. RefSeq names its product GTP-binding protein, putative. The record is from RefSeq and is a predicted model, not a curated record. The transcript has a single exon. The coding region runs from base 1 to 1419 and encodes 472 amino acids. Gene Ontology annotation, cellular component: mitochondrion. NCBI's taxonomy places the organism in Eukaryota, Euglenozoa, Kinetoplastea, Trypanosomatida, Trypanosomatidae. Gene Ontology annotation, molecular function: GTP binding; magnesium ion binding; GTPase activity.